UCGAUCCUCGGCUCGUUUGCGAUAUUAUUUUUAAUGUAUGAAUAUUCAACGAAUAUAAUGCUAUGAAGAACAGGAUGUGUGUAUAAUGUUUAACAGAUGAUUAUUAAUUAGGUUAAUUAAGAAGGUUUUAAUAUUUAAUAAAUUUGUGGAAUUGAUAAAUAUGGCUGGKGUCGGGGAAAACCGUAAAAACAGCUGUCAAUUGAAAUCAAAAGAUGUUCAGGUAAUGGAUUGUAUUGGACGUACGCAAGGAGAUGGAAUGGAAAAUGUAGUAACGAAUGAAAAUGAGUCUAAACAAACCAAAUGUCGCCUAAACGAUACUAUUAUUUAUUACCCCAAGAAUUUAAAGUCCUCUGUUUUGACACCUCCAGUUAUUCCUACUGGUACUAUUGUAAAUCUUACUCCAAAAAAUAUUACAGCCCCAAAGGGUAAAAGACAAAUUUUAAAUUCCUUAAAAACAAAGGAACCCAAAUUUGUACCGUAUGAACCAUACAAAGCAGCAGUUAAUCCUAUUGUUCCGUUUGAGAAAAAAAAUAAGAAGCAUUCCAAGUGGGAUACAAAUAUUAAUGUAGCAGCUACUGAUGUUGCUAAAUUGAAAAUUCAUGAUGCAAAUGUCGAUAAAGAUAGAAUCAAUGAAAAAGUUCAAAAGGAAGAAUCCAAUUGGGAUAAGGAAAAGAAAAUCUACGAAAGUGAAAUUAAAAAACUCAAAGAAGAGAAUAGUCAAUUAGAAAACCAAUUAAAAUUCCAAGCACAAGUAAAUGGCGAAUUAAAGAAUCUGCUAGUAGCAGCUGUGGGCGAAGAUCUGGAAACUAAAGUACACUUGCUUACUGAAGAUAAGCUACAACUUGCUCGAGCACUUUUAAAUUCUGCUCAACAUCUUAAUACUCAUCAAGAACAAACAGAAUGGUUAGCAGGACAAUGCGAAGUGUGGAGGAGUAAAUUUUUAGCUAGUAGUUUGAUGGUAGAGGAACUUGCAAAAUGGAAAGCUGCCCUUUGUCAAAGAACGACCGAUCUUCAAGAAGCUAUCAAAAGAUUAUUAGAAGAGCGUAAAAGUAUACGUGAUACAUCUCUUAAAACAUACAGGAUUGUUAGCAUUCUCUUAGAAAGUUUUGAUCCUGUUCGAGCAGCAUCGUACAAACGUCAUGCACUGCCGAGUACAAAUGUUAUAGAUUUGGCACAAGGCUGUUGUCAAUUAGCAGAAAUCUUAAAAGUUCAAUUAUUAAGUGGCAUGUUGCAUACAAUAACGAACAAAGAUGUCAAUAUAACUGGUUUAGAAAUGCAAACAUUAGCGGAAAAAAAUGCGGAACAACUAUUAAUGAGUCCAAAUCUACUUAUGUCAGGAAGACAAGAUGCUGCUUGUAGCGCGGUAAUGGGUGCAGCCGUUGCUAUUGGUGGUCAAAUUUUUAUUCCACGCGAGUCGUCUAAUAUUAGUUGUUGUCCAAAUUGCAGUGGUGAAGUCAAACAGAUUUGAAAAUAAUUUUUCUAUUAAAUCAAUUUUCGCGCGUAGAGAGAUUCAUCAUUUAUAAAUAAUAUACUAUACUGCCGUAUGUAGCUCAACGCGAUUGAUUUUUCAUUACCAGGCCUAUGGUACAACUUUACGAAAAUAUUUUAAUCGAUACAAGAAAUAAUUACUAAUUGUUAAAGAUAGAAAAAAAUAAAAUCAUGAAAAAUUUAU
Molecule: messenger RNA, 1672 nt
Organism: Polistes canadensis
Lineage: Eukaryota; Metazoa; Arthropoda; Insecta; Hymenoptera; Vespidae
Product: golgin-45
Exons: 6
Coding region: 161-1468 (435 amino acids)
Biological process (GO): Golgi to plasma membrane protein transport; Golgi organization
Cellular component (GO): Golgi membrane
Source: RefSeq, a predicted model, not a curated record